Molecule: messenger RNA, 4528 nt
Organism: Pseudophryne corroboree (corroboree frog)
Lineage: Eukaryota; Metazoa; Chordata; Amphibia; Anura; Myobatrachidae
Gene: TRIM29
Product: tripartite motif containing 29
Exons: 10
Coding region: 212-1825 (537 amino acids)
Molecular function (GO): zinc ion binding
Source: RefSeq, a predicted model, not a curated record
GGAUGAGGUUGUGUAACCUUAGCUGUCUCAUCUCUUCUUCCUAUCUUCUUCAUCGACAAGAAUCAGGUUUCUUCUUCAGAGCAGGUGUGAGUCACAGUUAAGUUAGUUAUUUAUCAGAGUACUUUCAUUGUCCCCUCUCUGAUCUCAAGCAUCUCAACAGAUUUGCCAGCACAAAGCACCUAUAGCGUUAAGCCAGUAAGUCAGGUAGACAAUGGAAGGUCAGGAGACAAAGACAGCCAAUGGCUCGCAUUGUGAAGAUGCUAACGACAGUCUACACAAGGAUUCUGCAAACUCAAGUAUGGAUGAGAAUCAAGAGGUACCAAACAGCCCUGGCCCAGACCUUGGAGGUGUGAAGGCAACAGUACCAAAACCUAGUCCUGUAUCAGGGGGUCUUAAAAUUGGCAGGCUGAAUCUUUUUAGUGCGUCUGAUGUGAAGGCAGCUGGAAGUCCUACUACUGACAAUUCAGAAGCUCGAAGGUCUGCUCGUGUAAGCACUGGAUCUAUCAUAGAUUCCGAUGAUGUUCUCUGCGAUUCUUGCAUUGAUGGCAAGAAGAAAGCCGUUAAGUCCUGCUUGGUCUGCCAGACUUCCUUUUGUGAACCCCACCUGAAGCCCCAUCUGGAGGGAGCUGCCUUCCGAGACCACAAGCUGCUGGAUCCUAUCAGAGACUUUGAGGCCAGAAAAUGCCCACUGCACAGCAAAACCAUGGAGCUGUUUUGCCAGUCUGACCAAACAUGCAUCUGCUACCUGUGUAUGUUCCAGGAGCAUAAGAACCACAAUACGGUGACCGUGGAGGCUGAGAAAUAUGUGAAGGAGUCAGAGCUGUCUGAAAUCCAGGAACAGCUUCAUCUCCAGCUGCUUGAUGUGGAUGAUGAAGUGGAGAGAUGGCACAAAGAGAAAGACCGCAUCCGGAAUUUCACAACCAACCAGAAGUCAACUGUGGACCACAGCUUCAAGGAUCUCAUCCGAGAACUCCAGAGACAGCAGGAAGAAGUGAAAGCACAAUUAGAGAACAAGGAACGGGCCGCUGUAGACCUUAUCGAGCAGAUUAUAGGUGAUUUACAAGUGAAAAGAGAUCAACUUCAGGAUAGGCAACAUGAUGGAGAUAAGCUGUUACAUACCACCGAUGCCGUACUUUUCCUACAGGAGUUUCAGAUAGUCAUAAGAAAUGCUCCUCCGAUACCACCGCUACCUACCUACACAGUGACUAUGGAGGGAGAAAGACUGGCGCAGGCUAUGGCUGGCAUUAGAGAAGAACUACUAACCUCCUGCAAGAAGAAUGUGGACAAGUUCAGUAAAAUAGAGGCCAGUCGGAAUCUGGUUGAAAAGAAUAUGGAAAACAGAUACAUGAUGAAAGAUCUUGCAUCUGACUGGCAUCAACCUAAUGACUCAUUUGGCAGAUUCGGCUCUCUCUUUAAUGUGAAAGGAGGUCGCCAGUCUUACCAGGCCUCUCCCGUGCGUUCUUUAUCUGAGAGCCCUGCCUCAAGCCUAAACAGCAUCUAUGGAAACAAAGGAUCUUACAGGAUGUGGGACGCUUCUCCCCUCCCGGCCCAAGACGACACUUCCAGCUAUUCAGCCACGACCUUUACUCAGAAAGCCUCCACCCAAUUACCAUCCUACCAAUUUCAAUCCAAUGUAACAGCCACAGAGACCACCAGUCAGCAAGAAAACAAUCCAUAUAACAUGAAUGUGUAUCCGAUGAUGACGAGACACCAGCCAACAAAAGCCUUGCCACAAACAUGGAAAUCUUCAAAGCAAAGUCUGCUGACCCAACAGCGCCCUUUCUAUGUGAAUAAAGGAAAUACCGCCAACAACGAAUCCCCAUAAAUCGCUGGGACUAUAGAUGCCUAAAAUGUUCUUCUUUUCUUACCAAAGCUAUGGAUGUGUGGGAUAUAUGGGCAGACGUAGGGUGGGGAACGCUGCCUUAUUCUUUCACUGCUAUUGCAGUCAAUGUGUUAUAACUGGAUUUGUCUGGGAGGAAAAAAACAAAACAGGUUUUAUUCUAGCCAACGGCAAUAACCACUCACUGGAAUUCCUGGGUUGGUCGGGGCUGGAAUGAAACUCAUAUCUAUGUAUCUCAACUUAACUCUUUACUGUGCCUUUGUAGAAAGUAUUAUGUUUUUAUUUACAAAAUAUGACUAUUAUAAUGUCUGAGGUCUAGGUUAUGAAAUACUUAACGAUACAAAUCCUCACCUGUCGCCCUGAACCAUUGCCUACAGCACCGAUAAUCUUGAUUUUUUUUUUCUGUUUUAAACAUUUUCAGAUAGUUCUGCAUUGGAUAUGUGUUCACCUACGUACAUGGCUUGAGACCACCUGAAUUAGUUCAGAGAUUAUACUUUAUAUACCUUUCAAUCGCCCUUAUUUCACUUAAUUCUUUCUGAGUACACCUCUAGCAAUUUGCACAGCACCCCUUCAAUUUGUCUGGUUUGAGCAUUAAGCAGCAGUGUAAGCUCAGUGGGCAGCACCGUCUCCAUUUUCACAGCUGCCUUCCAGUGUAAUCUUCACAGCUCAGAUAUUCCCUUCUGCUUCCUUUCUAUCCCAGGCUUUGUACCAUUCUAAAAAUCAAUUUCAGCUAAUGCAAGAUUUAUCUCCUGCAUUCUUGAAUGAAAUAAACUUUAGUAUUUUGCCUCGCUGCAUGCCUCUAUUCCUUUGGCUAAUAGACAGCAUGGUGCUGAACCACCUUCAUUUUAGCCAAUCUUUUCUGGGAUUAUGAAUGGCAAGCUAGAAUCGGUCAGCUCCGAAGUAUUAAUUUUUUAUUACAUUUUAGAGGCAUAUUAACGUCACGUCUUCUGAAUCAUUCCUUCAUGGCAUUUUCUGACUUAGACAUAAUACAGUAAAGGGCUCUUUGCCCCAAUCAAAUGCCUGCGGUCAGAAACUAUUAGUGAAACAGGGAACCAGGCGACGUGUCUGGGCAGAUAUUGUCCCAGAAUGCUCUGGUGUUCCUGUGCGUCAUACUAAAUGCACAAAUAUACAAAAGUUUUCUUUGUUAAGAGGCUUAGUCUGCUAAAAUGCCCCAUCAUGAACCUAAAGGUAUAUGUAGGUAUAUACUUGGAACAUCAGAACAGGCCAAACUGUCUCAGUGUCAACAUUAUCAACUUAGUAAUUAUCAAUUUAGGAACUAUGUCCCAGCCUGGGGCAGAGAGUCCAGAAUGUCUGGUAAGAGGCUGACACCACAAAGAAAAUCACAUAUGAAUCCAGAUCAAACGAUCCCACUCUUGCACAAUAACUGUGAAUCAAAACACUGAUUGUGGGAAUAACAGAACCUUGCUUUUAGAUUGAUAUUGCAUUGAUAUGUUAUUUAUAUACAGUAGAUGCAGUGUUUGAGUGGUGUAUUUAUUUGUUAGUCUGUGAAUCCAUGUACAAUGCUGUCCACUGAGCACUACUAAUACUCAUUAAGGGAAGAAUACAAUUUUACACUAAAUGCAGAAGAACGGUAGAAAGAAACAUAAUAUUCAGCAGUACCGUAUCUGAAUAGCUAAAUCUGGUCUGUCUAUCUUUCUUUCUAUCUAUCUAUCUAUCUAUCUAUCUAUCUAUCUAUCUAUCUAUCUAUCUAUCUAUCUAUCGAUCUAUCUUAUAUAUAUAUAUAUAUAUAUAUAUACAUAUAUGAUAUUCUAUUUCUGCAAUCAAUAAUGUACAGAGAUAUAAAAAAAAAUGAUGUACUCCCCAUGUGCUUGGGGUAGUAUUGACACUACUUUCUGGUCUUUAAAGCCACACCUACGUAUAAGUACAUGAUCUCCCCUUCCUCCAGGACAAUAUAAUCUACACUCAUAUUAAGAGUGUAUGAAUGCCACAUGCCCCAGAAUUCCUGCUUCCACAGACAUUACACAAGUUAUUCUAGAAUUAUUUUCUUUUUUUCUAUUUAGCUCCUACAUACUGUAUCAUUGGUCAAAAUAAUCAGAUUUAAAUAAAAUGUAAAUUAUACUGUAUAUUGUUAUUGGUACUAAGGGGCAAAAAAAUAUAUAUAUACUUUUUUCUCUAAGUAAACUUUGUAUUUUUUAAAAGCCAAAACAGAAAUAGGUACAAAACCACAUUAACCUACAUAUGUAAAAUAUAACAAAAAAGUUUCCGGAAAACUUAAUUCUUAUUACAGUUGUUAAUGGCGAAACUUAAUUUGUUCAGGUUACAUGUUCCACUAAUCUCUGUCAUUAGAAUACAGUUGUUUAAUGUGUGUAAUAAACAAGCCUUCAAAUACUGCAAUUUAUUUAAUUACAAUAACUGUGUUUUUAUUCUACGUAGAAUUGUGUCUGGAUGUUCGACCUCUUUUGUGUUACCAUCUUUGGAAAGUUUUUAGUUACAGUCUUGAUGGUACCAACAGUAAAAUAAGGCUUAGAAAAGAAUUAGUCUUAACUAAUUAACGAUAAACGUCAUAAAUAUUGCAAUAUAAUGUAAUAUGAGAUAAAUUGCAACUUUAAAUUGUGUUUUACUGUACACGGAAUUGCAAAAAUAUUUUCUUCUAAAGAAAAUGUUGUCUAAACAAUUUUCCUGAACAUGUUUUGUGAUAACUCCAAUUUUGCAGUGUUGGUCUAUUCA